Podarcis muralis (Common wall lizard) is the source of this 1827-nucleotide messenger RNA. Its product is annotated as C-signal-like. Gene Ontology annotation, cellular component: cytoplasm. Lineage: Eukaryota; Metazoa; Chordata; Lepidosauria; Squamata; Lacertidae. The record is from RefSeq and is a predicted model, not a curated record. Gene Ontology annotation, molecular function: oxidoreductase activity.
CUAGGAAGAGAGAUGGCUGUGCUGAAUGCACGCAGUGUCCUGGUGACUGGGUCCAAUCGGGGUAUUGGCUUGGAGCUGGUCAAACAGCUGGUUGGGAAAAGUAACCGGCCAGAAUGGAUCUUUGCCACCUGCCGGGACCCAGAGGGACCACGUGCCCAGGAAUUGAAGAAUUUGGCUGCUAAGCACCAGGGAGUAGAGAUUCUUGCACUGGAUACUUCCGAGCCAUCUAGUGUCAAGGCUGCUGCAACCCGAGUCACAGAGUGGUUGAAGGGAGCUGGGCUCAAUCUUCUGAUAAACAAUGCUGGGAUUUUAAAGCUAAGCACUCUGGAAACAGAGACACCAGACAGUAUGGCUGAGGUAUACAAAACCAAUGUGAUUGGCAGCAUGUUGGUGACUCAGGCAUUCCUGCCCUUGCUGAAGAAGGCAUCUCAGGAAAGCACCCAGAAAGGAAUGAGCUGCAGCAAAGCUGCCAUUAUCAAUGUAUCCAGUGAAGCCGGUUCCAUUAAAAAUGUCCUUGUAUGGAAUGAAGGGCAAAUCAUUGGUUACCGUUGUAGCAAGGCUGCUCUGAACAUGCUCACCCGGUGCCAGUCCCUGGGAUAUGCCAAAGACAACAUCCUGUGCAUUACAUUGCAUCCUGGGUGGUUACAGACAGACAUGGGAAAUAAAUUGGGGCAGCCCCCACUGACUGUGGACCGCAGUGUGCAAGAAAUCCUGAACACCAUUCCCUCUCUCUCUGAGAAAGACCAUGGCACAUUUGUGAACUUGGAUGGGAAAGUCCUUCCCUGGUAAAACACCAAACAAUCUGCUUGUCUGCACUGCAGAAGGAACCCCUCACUACCACAGGCAACACAAACACCUGAGAAGAUAUGCCUUUUUUCUACUUCUUUAAAAAAAUACAUCUUCAGCUGAAACUCUCACCAUCUAACCUUCCUUUGAACUAUUCUGUGUAAUGAGGUUAAUUCCUAGUGGCUUUUGCAGUCUCACUUGCUUGUAUUUCUUUUUAACAGUGCAAGUCAUCAAUUAACUCAUUUAUUCACACUUUCAAGAUAUAGGCAUCAAGGGUGCUAGUUAGCCUCCACUGCACACAUGUUAUGGAUGCUUCCAGAUGUAGGUGACCUAGCAACAGCCAGUGGUUGCUGUUCUGCUUCAAGCAAAAAGCAGAAUAACAACUAUUCACUGAGAUUGCUGGAAUCCAAAUAACAUUGUUUGGCUGAGUAGAUAGUCUCCUUUCUCCCAGCCUCAAAUGUUUGGAAAGGGUUAUUUUGGUGGACUAUGGCAUGUGGAGGCUAAACCAGUCAAUGGGGCAGUCUUCCUCUUCCCCCCACCAAAGCAUUUGAAGGGUCACAGCUAGAGAUUUGCUAUAUCUAAUGCAUAUAUUUGGAGAAGCGCUGUAACAGCUCAGCGGCAGAGCCUCUGCUUUGCAUGCGGAAGGUUCUGUGGUCAACCCUGAUUCCUCCAAGAAUAUAGAAUCAUAGGAAUGUCCCUUGUUUGAAAAUCCAGAGAGCCUCUGCCAGUCAGUGUGGACAAUACUCAGCAUGAUGGACCAAUGGUCUGACACAGUAUACCGCAGCUUCCUUCCUAUGUUCCUCCCUCAGGGGCUGGCCCAACCGUUUGGCAGAGGGAGGCAGCAAGUAAACAAAGCUAUGUGAGCAAUUAAAAUCAUCAAAAUGAAUGCAAGGAAGAAAUAAUUCAAGUAGGCUAACUGUUUAAGUAUGAAAUGGUUGAUUGCAGUAAUAAAUGAUUUUUUGAAUAUUGGAUAAUUUUUAAAUUUUAGUAACGGUAAAAAACAUGAUUGGAACUUACUAUGAUUUGCAAUUUCCUAAUAUU